UUCAUUCAUUGAUUGCCAUUCCCAAACAAACUUUGUUUCAUUUCUGUCAGCACUGCACUGAAUACAAAUUCAGAAACUUCCUCAUUGUAACACUUAUCUUCAUUGGAAAAAUAAACACUCUUAUCCUUAUCCUUAAUUCUCAGCUCAUCAUCUUCUGAUAAUUAUAAGAUGGCAGAGAAUGGAGAAUUCAGCUUCAAAAGCAACACCAGCAGCGGACGAAAUGGAUUGCCCAAGAUUGUUACGCAGAAAAAUGAUGUUUGCCACGACGACAGCGGUCCGACGGUGAAAGCGAAAACAAUCGAUGAGCUUCACUCUCUUCAAAAGAAAAAAUCAGCACCUACCACACCGAUCAAGGGCGGUGCGCCUCCGUCGCCACUUUCUGAAGAGCAGCGCCAGAAACAGCAGCUUCAAUCCAUCAGUGCAUCUUUGGCAUCAUUGACUCGGGAGACAGGGCCCAAAUUGGUGAGAGGGGAUCCAGCAAGGAAGGCAGAAGGGCAGACGGUGUCACACGUGGCACAUCCUCAUAUUUUUGCUCCAGCUAUCAGUGUUAGUGAUAGCUCCCUCAAGUUUACCCAUAUCCUCUACAACCUCUCUCCUGCUGAGCUUUAUGAGCAAUCUAUAAAGAACGAGAAGGGUUCAUUUAUAACGUCCACCGGUGCAUUAGCUACGCUUUCUGGGGCAAAAACCGGCAGAUCUCCAAGAGAUAAGCGUGUUGUUAGGGACUCCACUGUUGAAGAUGAACUCUGGUGGGGAAAAGGCUCGCCUAACAUUGAAAUGGAUGAGCAUACUUUCAUGGUUAACAGAGAACGAGCAGUGGAUUACUUGAACUCAUUGGACAAGGUGUUUGUAAAUGACCAGUUUCUGAACUGGGAUCCAGAGCACCGAAUUAAAGUUCGAAUUGUUUCUGCCAGGGCUUACCACUCGUUGUUCAUGCACAACAUGUGUAUCCGACCCACACCUGAAGAGCUGGAGGACUUUGGAACUCCGGACUUCACUAUAUACAAUGCCGGGCAGUUCCCAUGUAAUCGUUACACCCAUUAUAUGACUUCUUCCACUAGCAUAGACAUCAAUCUUGCUAGGAGAGAAAUGGUUAUCCUCGGCACUCAGUAUGCUGGGGAAAUGAAGAAAGGUCUAUUCGGUGUAAUGCAUUACCUCAUGCCUAAGCGUCAAAUUCUCUCCCUUCACUCUGGCUGCAAUAUGGGAAAAGAUGGGGACGUGGCCCUCUUCUUUGGACUAUCAGGUACUGGGAAGACUACUCUGUCUACUGAUCACAACAGAUAUUUAAUUGGGGAUGAUGAACAUUGCUGGAGCGAGAAUGGUGUGUCGAACAUUGAAGGUGGUUGUUAUGCCAAGUGCAUUGAUCUUUCGAAAGAGAAAGAGCCUGACAUCUGGAAUUCCAUCAAGUUCGGAACUGUGUUGGAGAAUGUGGUGUUUGAUGAGCAUACUCGAGAAGUAGAUUAUACAGACAAAUCCGUCACAGAAAACACAAGGGCAGCAUAUCCUAUUGAGUACAUUCCAAAUGCUAAGAUUCCGUGUGUUGGGCCCCAUCCAAAGAAUGUUAUCCUUCUGGCUUGUGAUGCAUUCGGUGUUCUCCCACCUGUGAGCAAGCUGAGCUUGGCACAAACUAUGUAUCACUUCAUAAGUGGUUAUACUGCUCUGGUGGCUGGUACAGAGGAUGGUAUUAAGGAGCCACAGGCAACAUUUUCAGCUUGCUUUGGUGCAGCAUUUAUCAUGCUGCAUCCUACAAAAUAUGCAGCUAUGUUGGCCGAAAAAAUGCAGAAGCAUGGAGCUACAGGAUGGCUAGUCAAUACCGGGUGGUCAGGAGGUAGCUACGGAUCAGGAAAACGUAUGAAGUUAGCAUACACUCGGAGAAUCAUUGACGCAAUACAUUCAGGCGAACUAUUGAAGGCAAAUUAUAACAAGACAGAAAUUUUUGGGCUUGAAAUUCCAACAGAAAUUGAGGGCGUGCCUUCAGAAAUCCUGGAGCCAAUUAACGCUUGGCCAGAUAAGACAGCCUACAAUGAUACACUAUUGAAGCUGGGUGGUCUGUUCAGGAAAAAUUUUGAGGUGUUUGCAAAUUAUAAGAUUGGGAAAGACAACAAGCUGACUGAGGAGAUUCUUGCAGCUGGUCCUAUUUUCUGAUCAGAUUGGUUUGGAGCGAGGUGUGGAGAAAUAAGAAGAGACUCGCCAUCAACUCGUUUUUCUUACUUGAAGUUGCAUUAAUAUUAUUGGGAUUGUUAUUUAGGAUCGAGUGUGGCUUGAGACAUUUCGGAAAUGUCGUGUAAUUCAUGAUUCCGUGUUUUAUACAAAUGUUAUGUCAUAUGAAAAUUUGUUUGACUGAAGACUUCUAAAGUUCUUUGGUGCAUGAUAGAAUAUAUAAUAAGAUCAGAGUGAUGCGAUUCAAUUUU
Molecule: messenger RNA, 2408 nt
Organism: Mercurialis annua (annual mercury)
Lineage: Eukaryota; Viridiplantae; Streptophyta; Magnoliopsida; Malpighiales; Euphorbiaceae
Product: phosphoenolpyruvate carboxykinase (ATP) 1-like
Exons: 12
Coding region: 169-2142 (657 amino acids)
Biological process (GO): gluconeogenesis
Cellular component (GO): cytosol
Molecular function (GO): ATP binding; phosphoenolpyruvate carboxykinase (ATP) activity
Source: RefSeq, a predicted model, not a curated record